Camponotus floridanus (Florida carpenter ant) is the source of this 1928-nucleotide messenger RNA. RefSeq names its product PDZ domain-containing protein GIPC3 (gene kermit). The coding region runs from base 436 to 1488 and encodes 350 amino acids. Gene Ontology annotation, molecular function: protein binding. The record is from RefSeq and is a predicted model, not a curated record. The transcript is spliced from 6 exons. Lineage: Eukaryota; Metazoa; Arthropoda; Insecta; Hymenoptera; Formicidae.
GAAGUGGAAAAUAAUCAAACAGUUUAAGCCGAUUUCUAAUUUCGAGAAUUAGAAAGUUAUAAUUAGGAGGGGGGAGGAGAAUUAAAUUUCUAUUAAUUCCUUUCAUUCACCCAAUCUUGCGCGACAUACGAGAUUGACAGUCGAUCUAGAGCCGGCCCUGACGAUCCACGAUGAUGAUCGAGCAACGCAGCUCGCGCGUGUUUUAUUCGCGAUAAGAAUCAAGCGAGUGAAGCGAUAAGCGUGCGAUAACGAGUAGGAGGAGAGAAGGAAAGGAGCACUUUCGGAUCGCGUGGCUGUCAGUCGUGACGUGGUACGCGAUCGGUUACCGUUCCACCUCUGUGAUCAACGUGAUGAUUUGUUCGUGAAGAAAAAAAAAACAGGAUAAACUCUAGGGACAGGGAUACGGAUAUAAGUGCGGGCCGAACAGAAUCGAAGAUGCCAUUGUUCAAGGCGCGGGCCACGUCGAGGUCGCCGAUAACGGAGAAAGCAGCGAACGGCGUGCAGUAUCGCAAUCACCAUCAGGUCGGCGAUGACAACAAUCAUGAUGGAAGCGCGAGCAGUAACGGUACCGGUAGCCGGUCGUGCAAUAAUAACGCUGCUCUUCAGCACGAGCAGACGAGAGCCUCGUCCCGGGACUUGAAGUCGCCCUCGCUCGUCUUCCACUGCCAGCUGGCCCACGGCAGUCCUACGGGACUGAUAUCGGACUUUAGCAAUGUCCGCGAGCUGUACCAGAAGAUCGCCGAGUGCUACGACUUGCCCGCGGAAGAGAUUCUCUUUUGCACACUCAAUACACACAAGGUGGAAAUGACGGAGUUACUAGGUGGCCAAAUUGGUGUGGGUGACUUCAUAUUCGCACAUAAAAAAGGUCGGCCAAAGGAAAUCGAGCUGAUGAAGACGGACGACGCAUUGGGCCUGACUAUCACUGAUAAUGGCGCCGGUUACGCAUUCAUAAAGCGUAUAAAGGAGAACUCCAUCAUUGACAGAAUAAAGGUGAUCGAGGUGGGCGAUCACAUCGAGAGGAUCAACUCGACCAGUCUUGUGGGCAAACGACACUUUGAAGUGGCUAGAAUGCUAAAAGAUAUACCAAAAGGUUCGGUAUUCACAUUGAGGCUGGUGGAGCCGCAGAAGAAUGGCUUCAGCGGCAUCGGACCACGCGGUGAUCCCAAGAAGGGGAAGAAAGUCGGCUACGGAUCCGGCAAAGAGACUCUAAGAUUCAAAGCUGACGGUAGCACGCAGAUCAUACAACAAAUUGAUGAUGCGGCUGCGCUGGGUGUCGAGAAGAUCAACACCAUCUUGGAAAGCUUCAUGGGAAUCUCUGAUACGGAAUUAGCCACGCAAAUCUGGGAGCUGGCCGAAGGCAAAUGCAACAGCAUAGACUUCGCUGAGGCGAUAGACAAUUCCGACUUGGAAGACUUUGGCUUCACCGACGAAUUCGUGAUCGAAUUGUGGGGCGCCGUGACGGAUGCGAGAGCAGGUCGGCAUCGAUGACGCGAGGAUCAGAUGACGAGAUGAUGAGAUAAAAAGAAGAUAAAUUGCCGAGAUCUUCGUUGAAACGAAAUUUUGGACGGAAUUAUUCGUAAAUGAGUGCUUUUCUACGUGAAAAAGUGGCAUUGCUUGAUCCUCGUCUGUUACCAUGAUUCUAGAAGCCUGAUGCUUAACGCUAGUCGUGGUCCUCGAAAUCUCCGUGUUUAUUAAAAAUUUUGAAUCGGUUUGCAAAUAUAUCAAUACGAGAAAAUCGAACAUUCGAUAGCAAAAAUGCAGGACGAAAUCUGCAAUAUUUUAUAUCGCAUCGUAUAUUGUGUCAUAUGGCAAGCGCAGAAUCAAAAUUUGAAGACAAAAAUAGAUGCAAUGGUUUUUCGGAGAUUGUGUGUUGUAAAAAAUUAAACUUUUGCUAUAGGGAUGUUAAAAAAAAGUUUUAUUGUUAAGAU